AUGAGAGCAAAAGAUGUGGCAGAGAUGAGAGCAAGGUUGAAGCGAGAUGAGAGCAAAGAUAAGCAAGAAGGCAAGAUGAAGCAAGAUGAGAGCAAGAUGAAGCAAGAUGAGAGCAAGAUGAGCGAGAUGGAGCAAAGCAAGGUGCAAGAGCGAAUGAAGAUGAAGCAAGAUGAAGCGCGAGAUGAGAGCAAUCGAAGCAAGAUGAAGCGAGAGGAAGCAGAGAAGCGAGAGGAAGCAGAUGGCGAGAUGACAGCAAGAGAACAGAUGAGAGCGAGAGAAAGCAAGACGAGAGCAGGAAUCAGAGAAGACUGA
Messenger RNA from Penaeus vannamei (Pacific white shrimp), 312 nucleotides. The record is from RefSeq and is a predicted model, not a curated record. Lineage: Eukaryota; Metazoa; Arthropoda; Malacostraca; Decapoda; Penaeidae.